Molecule: messenger RNA, 15333 nt
Organism: Mobula hypostoma (lesser devil ray)
Lineage: Eukaryota; Metazoa; Chordata; Chondrichthyes; Myliobatiformes; Myliobatidae
Product: regulating synaptic membrane exocytosis protein 4-like
Exons: 6
Coding region: 357-1100 (247 amino acids)
Biological process (GO): regulation of synaptic plasticity; positive regulation of synaptic transmission; calcium ion-regulated exocytosis of neurotransmitter
Cellular component (GO): cytoskeleton of presynaptic active zone; presynaptic membrane
Molecular function (GO): transmembrane transporter binding; small GTPase binding
Source: RefSeq, a predicted model, not a curated record
CCGUCAAUGCGAGAGUGAGCACCGGGAGGUGUACGCCGAGCCGGGGAUGUGACGGUCUAGGAGGACAGGUAGAGUCGGGAGAGGGAGAGAAGCAGCGACCCCGCCCUCGCUCAGCUCAGCUCGGCGCGACCCCUGGCCACCGGCUCUCGGCAGGCAGACGUUUCUCGGCGCUCCCUGACCCCCCAACAGCUGCCAAGACGCCGCGAGCUGUGCUACGGGUGAAAAAUGCGCCCCCGAGAGUGGCGAAGACGCCGGCCGCCACCGACCUGGCGCCGGGAGCCUUCAACAUCCAGAGGUCGCAGAGCCGCAUCAGCCUGUCCGCCUCGUUCGAGGCGCUCGCCAUCUACUUCCCCUGCAUGAACUCGUUCGACGAGGACGACGCCGAUGGAGACGGUCGAAAGCUACGAGGCGCGAUUCAACGCAGCACGGAGACGGGACUAGCUGUUGAGAUGCCGAGGAGGACCAUGCGUCAAGCCAGCCACGAGUCCAUUGAGGAAAGCAUGAACAGCUAUGGAUCGGAGGGAAACUUAAACUACAGCGGUGUCUGCCUGGCAUCUGACGGACAAUUCCGAGACUUCUUGGAUGGAAUGGGCCCGGCCCAGUUUGUGGGGCGUCAGACCUUGGCCACCCCGUCGAUGGGUGACGUUGAAAUGGGAAUUCUGGAACGAGAUGGGCAGCUGGAAGUGGAGGUGAUUCAAGCUCGGGGUCUCACCCCGAAACCAGGGACCAAGACUCUGCCAGCUGCUUAUAUUAAACUCUACCUUCUGGAGAACGGGGUCUGCAUUGCGAAAAAGAAAACCAAGAGUGUGCACAAAUCUCUUGACCCGCUGUAUCACCAGAUCCUGGUCUUCAAUGAGAGUCCCCAGGGCAAGAUAUUGCAGGUAAUUGUGUGGGGCAACUAUGGCAGGAUGGACCGCAAGUGCUUCAUGGGGGUGGCCCAGGUCUUGCUGGAAGAGCUGGAUCUCUCAAGCUCGGCCACCGGCUGGUACAAGCUCUUCCCGACCUGCUCCAUGGUUGAGCCGCCGCUGGCCCCUCUGCUGCGCAACGCCUCUCAGCUCUCCCUGGAGAGUACCAUCGGACCUUGCUGUGACCGAUCCUAGCUGCGGCGGAGUCUUUCCCCCCCGCCUUUUGUUUUUCCUCGCCGAGCAAGCGGGCAGUCGGGGCUCCUCCCAGGCAGAGGGCGCGCCCUGCCGAUCGGUGCAUGCUUGACUUGGCCGACUUCCUCGGGGGCCUCUUUCGGCCAGAAGGAUGACCCGGCGCCUGGUAAUGGCCUCACGGAGGGGAGGAGGUCAUUUAUGACUCUGCGCCUGGCACCGUUCCCCCGUGAGGACCGGUCAUAGUUGCAUUCUUUCACUUGACGCUCGCCUCCGGUCAUGGUACGUCUCUCUGCACCUCCAGUACCUCACCUCCUGCUCGAUGUGCCAAGCGGACUCCAUUGACCUUUCAUUUGCAGCCCCCUUGCCAACGCCAUCCGUAGAGCAAGGUCCUGUCAUCUCUCUCAACAAGUGUAUUUUUGAUCAUCCACUGUCACAUAAAGGUGUCCACUACACGCGAAUGCAAGUAAUGUUCUGCAUCUGCAGAUUAUUUUGUAUUUAUGUUCUGUCAUCACCUGCCAGGUGACCUCCAAAGUCUAACAGUUAAAUGUGAGCCCUGCCCACCAGGGGAUACUAGAAACCUUGCUGUGUUACCUACUGGGGUGAAAGAUAACUAGUUUUUUUGUUCUCAGUGAUUUCUGAGAACUGGAAGACCAGCCUGUAUUAUUGGCAUUUUGUCAUUGUCGUUCCAUUGGCUCUGUGCCCGAUUUUAGUCACCUCCAGUUCAUUCCAUCGUAUACACUCGACACUUUGCUAACAUUAGAGUUUACAAAAUUAAGUGAAUAAAACGUAGUUUUCAGUGUUAGUUUAACCUAUUUCACAACUUUAAUGCACUGGUUUAAAAAAAUGGCAAAGCAAUUUUUUUGGCAAUAAUAGUCUUGUAAAAGGGGAAGCGUUGUGUCCACCCUGCGCCUUAGCAGAGAGUGGUCUCAGGGAUGGCGAUAGGUCUAUUGGAUUAAGUACAGAAGUUUAUUGAAGGCGGAGAGUGGAAGGACAACAGUUGAGGGAGUUUGUACAAUAUUGAAGUAACACAAAGAUGUGUUCUGAAUAUUUUAAAACAAGGAAGAGUUUGAAAUUCUCCAUUAUUAAAGCAAUUUGAAACUUUAAAGCAUUCUCUGUGUAUUAAGAGAGGAUGCUGUAUUUUAUAGAUUGUAGCAUGCAAGGAUAGUACAGUAGAUUAAGGUGUUUGGGUAGAAAGUGUGUUCAGAACUGUGCCAACCAUGUCCUUGUGUGCAAAGAAUACGAGCAAGGACCAACAUUGGUAGUUCAGGAAGGGAGGAAAGGCUUGAAUCUAAUUGGUGACAAAGUCUCAUUAAAAUCCCAAUUUGUGUUCCAAAUUAAAUCUUGUUUUUGAAUUUUUCAGACUUUGAACAAACGAUGUAUUCAAUCUCACAAUCUUCAAAGUUUAUGUUCAAAUUAGACUAUUAAGAGUUUAUAUAGCUUAUUUGCUGUAAAUCUGGCUAUAAAAAUCAAAUUUUUUUUGCUUUUUUGAUCCUUUUCUAAGUAUCCUGGCUUAAAAUAAGCCUUUAAAUAAAAUAAUUAUUCAUAAUGCAAUAAAAAGGAACCAAAUUAAUUAUUACAGAUGAAUUUGUCAAUGUCAGAAUUAACUAAAUCAUUUAAAGGAUAAAUAUUAUCAUAAAACUAUUCCUUCUAAGCCAAUAUUACCAUUUAAGGAACAGUUCUGUUUCACAGGAGCCUGAUUUAAGUAGUUACAAUGCCUGUUAUUAAUUAAGAUUACCAUAUUGUUCUUAAUGAAUCCUCAAGAUUAUUCUAGUUAACAAGUAUUCUUGCUCAGAAAUACUUUGCAGCAACCCAGGGAAGGAAGCGGACAGAUGUAAUCGUUCAGAGAAGUACUGGAAGGUAAGACUGAGAGUUGUCCCACCUUCAGGGACGUAACCUUUAAAUGGAGCAGGUUUUUUUUUGUACGUUGCUGUCACAAUAGAUAUAAAUAAUAAGUUAGAUUAACUUGGCGAAGAUUUAGCCCCCUGCAUGUUUGGGUGCGUGUUAGCAUUGUAUUGACUUUAAACAAAGCACAUUUCUUAGAGUUCUGACACGUAUAGGUGUUUCAAAGGCAUAUUGGUUGGUAGGUACCUAAUAUGCAUUGUGUGUAGCAGGUUAGGAGAAGGUUCUAUUCAGUCCCGUAGGAGUUUUCGUCUCAGUAAAUGUUGAAAAUAUGAGAAAUGUUAUUUACAAAGUAGUUAUUAAUGUGGAUUUAGUAAGAAUAGAGUUUAAAAAUUACCACACAACCACAGGCAGUGAGUUUAUUAUUGCUGAGAGAAGAUUAAAUUGUAAAAUCUGACACUUUUCUUAGUUUUAUUCCAGGUUAAUAAGGUAUGCUGGUUGUAUAAUAUUAAAAAUAUUAGAAUAAUUUUGAACUUUCAACUUUUAAUUUUAAAUGUUUGAAGCUAUUAGAUUAGUACAGCGUGGAGAGUUUCCUAGAAUGAGUUGAUGUUGUACUGGGACACCAUUUGUUUAAUGGUAUUAGCAGCAGUGUUGAAUUAUUCAUGUAACCCAGGUCACUUUCCAUGCCUACAUCUACCCUUCCAAGCAUUACAGGCACUAAACGGACAAAUUACAUGGUAGUUUUUUAGGAUGUUGUACUCAGCGUGGUCAGUCCCUGCCUAGGUGCUCUGCUAGCAUUGAUCCAUUGUUGAUACAUUUCUUUCAUUGUUCUCCGAGACCAGUGGACAGACUGAAGGUCCAGGGUAAUGGGUCUUCCAGGAACCCCCUCAUUGCUCUUUUAGUCAACCAAUCACAAAUGGAAUCAUAGAGUCAUACAGCAUGAAAACACCCUUCAGCACAAUUGGUCCAUCCCAACCUAGAUUCCCAUCUAAGCCAGACCCACUUGCCCAUGUUUGACCCAGAUCCCUUGGAACCUGAGUGCCAAGCGUCAUCUGGGUACAGUGCCAAUGAGGAACAUUGGCCAGGAUAGAAUCACUCACACCUUCUAUUCUUUAAUUGAUAAUCCACCUUAAUGUUUCAAAUGCUAUGUUCCUGAUCUAAAAUCUAAAAUCUAACCCCAUCUUGAGCAACAGACACUAAAUGUGGAGGGACUCAGCAGGUCAGACAGCAUCUAUGGAGGAGAGUGAACACUGGAUGUUUCAGGCUGAGUGCUCCCAUCUCCUUGUGUCCUAUCCCUGUUAUCCCAUCUGUUUCUGAGAAUUCCGAUCUCCUUGUGUCCUAUGUUAUCCCAUCUGGGACUGAGAAUUCCGAUCUCCUUGUGUCCUAUGUAAUCCCAUCUGUUUCUGAGAAUUCCGAUCUCCUUGCGUCCUAUGUAAUCCCAUCUGUUUCUGAGAAUUCCGAUCUCCUUGCGUCCUAUGUUAUCCCAUCUGUUUCUGAGAAUUCCGAUCUCCUUGCGUCCUAUGUUAUCCCAUCUGGGGCUGAGAAUUCUGAUCUCCUUGUGUCCUAUCUCUAUUAUCCCAUCUGGGACUACUGUACUUGUCUUUCCCUGUUUCUCCUUUCCCAAAGAGCACAAGUCCCUUUGUCAACUCCCCUGUGGGUUUUAUUUUCUCUCUCAUACAUACACAUUCUAAACUGGUGAAAUUUGUGGUCACAGUAUUCUAAUGCAGUGUUUAACCUUUGAGUGUGGACCUCUAGGUCACAAUUCCUGCCAGACUACUUAAAGUUUGUACUCCUUCCUCUCCUCCCUACCUUCUUCCCUCUUUACUUCCUGUCCUGGGUGAAGGAUCUUGGCCUGAAAAGUCGACUGUUUAUUCAUUUGCACAGAUGCUGCCUGACCUGCUGAGUUCCUCCAGCAUUUUGCACGUUACUUAAAGCAAUAUUUGGAGGAAUCACUCCUUGUCAGUGCUUUCUUCAUCAGCGCCUCUUCCAGUCCACCCUUGCCCUGCAUCUAUUGUCACCCAAUAAUGUCAUAGAGUCACACAGCAUGGGAACAGGCUCUUUGGCCCAUCUGAUUCAUGCCACCCAACAUGUCAAUUUAAGCCAGUCCCCUUUGCCCACAUCCCUCUAAACCAUUCCAAUCCAAACACCUGUCAUGUAUUUUUCAAAUAUCGUUAAUGUACCUGCCUCACUCACCUCCGCUGGCAGCUCGUUCCAUAUGCAGGCCACCCUCUGGGUCAGGCGCUCCCAACCUGCGGUUCACAGACCCCUCGGUUAAUAUGUGGCUCCAUGGCAUAAAAAAGAUUCGAAAUCCCUGCUUUAGAUGGAAAUGUUAACCAUUGGGUUUUGUUAAACCUCCCUCCUCUCACUCUAUUCUCUCUAGUUGUUGAUUCUCCAACCAUGGGAUGAACGAGGCCAUUAGGAGCACAUUUGAUGGGCCAAAUGGCCUAAUUCUGCCUCUGUCUUAUUUGACCACUGAGUCCAUUCUCACUCUAAUGUUGCCCCUCCCGUUCUCCGCAGCUCUGUAACCAUUUGCCCUUUACGUGCAACAGCAACAGGCUGAUUUGUCCCUCAAUCUUGAUCCACUUUUGAACAAAAUCCAGUCUUAGCUUUAACACCAUUGCCUCUCUCUCCCAAUAUCCCCCCUGCCCCUGUCAAACCCCUGACCGUGCCCUCCCUCCUGCCACCGCCACCCUGGUCAUCUGCUGCCCAGAUCAUGACUGCGAGUAUCUCCUGCUGCCCAUAUCCCUUCAGUGUUUCCACCUCCACAGCUCUUAGCAGCUCAGAAAUAUGGCUUGCCUCUUUCAGAAAUGAGCUGCUCCUUACUGAAACUCUGUCUCCAUCGGGGGAAAUGUCUAUUCACCAACCACCUUGUCAACACCCCUCAGAACUUAAUACAUCGAUACGAUCGCGCACCCACUCCCAACUCCGAUUCUUCACCUAAACUCCAAUGUGUCUAACCUCAACUUGUUGAUAGGGCAACCCUUCCAUUCCAGGAAUUAACCCACUGACUCUUCUCAUCAGUGUCUCCAGUAAAGCCCUAACCCUAACCCGACCGACCUUAAAUGUGGAGAACAAAAACUACUUUCUACUCUAGGAAUGAUCCAACCAACACCCUGUAACAUUUCAUCAGAACCUCCCUACACUUGUGGUUUUACACCAUUCAUUCAUUAUGUGCCAUGUUGUAUGAUGUGGGCAUCAUUGUCUUUAUGAUUGUUCUUGGCAAAUUUUUGUAGAGAAGUGGUUUGCUAUUGCCUUCUUCUGGGUAGUAUCUUUGCAAGACAGGUGACCCCAGCCAUUACCAAUACUCUUCAGAGAUUGUUUGCCUGGUGUCAGUGCACCAGCUACUCAUACGACCAUUCACCACCUGCUCCCAUGGCUUCAUGUGACCCUGAUUCAGGGGGUGGGGGUGGUGGGGGACGGUGCUAAGCAGAUGAAAUACCUUGUCCAAGGGUGACGUGCAGGGUAGCAGAGGGAAGGAGCACCUUACACCUCCUUUGUUAGAGAUGCAUCUCCACCUUUUGCAAUAAAAGUCAAUCAAUCUCCCUCAGAAGAUGGUUGUUGUAAGGUAUGACCAAUAUUUGCUUCGUAGGUCAGAGGGGGGUGACACAGGUCAUGUAUCAACUUCAGGCUGGUUGGUGUCUCUUCACAGUCACGUCUUACUGUUGGAAAUUUGGUCUAGGAUAGCUUAAAUAUGUUUUAUGUUAUUGCCAGUGGGGUGGGGAGUGUUUGGUGAUUUGAGGCAAGGAAUUUGCCUCUGAUUGCUGAGGUAGACACAAACUCAGCAAGUCAAGUCAGGCAGCAUCUGUGAAGAAAGGAUGAGAGGUAAUGUUUCUGCCCUAUGCCUUUCUCUCUGAUUUCCUCCAUCUGGUCUUCAAUGAAUUAUUUGCCACACUCAAAACCUCAAAGGGCAGUCAUUGGCAUCUUAUACCUGGUACACCAAUGCCAGGAUAAGCAUUGAAAACUGCUUUCACUUUGAACACAACCAAAGUUAGAAGCAUUAAAUAUUAGAUGGAACUUAACAGCCUAAAACCAGCCAUUCAAGCACUCUGCUCAGUGCAGGUGGUGUCCCACAAUCACCUUCUUCCACAGCCCUCUGUCUUCUCAUCAUCUUUACCUCGAUACCUCCAUUUUACUCUCUCUACCUCAAUCCCAACUCGGUCUCCCCUAGUCCUGAAACAACUCGGUCUCCCCUCGUCCCCCCCCCCGUCUCUCCCCGUCCCCACCCCCUCUCCGUCCUCUGUCUCCCCUGUCCCCACCGCCUCUCCGUCCUCUGUCUCCCCCGUCCCCACCCCCUCUCCAUCCUCUGUCUCCCCCGUCCCCACCCCCUCCAUCUCUCCUCGUUCCCACCCCCCUCUCCCCAUCCCCACUUCCCCUCUCCCCAUCCCCACUUCCCCUCUCCAUCUCUCCUCAUUCCCAUCCCUCUCUGUUUUCCCUCCGUCCCCACCCCAUCUUCCCUCAUCCCCUCCUCCUUCUCCUAUUUACCUCAAAAUUUUCAUUCACUCAUCUCUACCUCAAUCUCCCCUCUUCUCCAAACCUUUCAUAGAAACAUAGAAAACCUACAGCACAAUACAGGCCUUUUGGCCCACAAAGCUGUGUCGACCGUGUCCUUACCUUGGAACUACCUAGGCUGACCCAUAGCCCUCUAUUUUUCUGAGCUCCAUGUACCUAUCCAGGAGUCUCUUAAAAAACCGUAUUGUUUCCACCCCCACCACCGUUGCCGGCAGCCCAUUCCACGCACUCACCACUCUCUGAGUAAAAAAGAACUUACCCCUGACAUCUCCUCUGUACCUACUUCCAAGCACCUUAAACCUGUGCCCUCUGGUGUUAGCCAUUUCGGCCCUGGGAAAAAGCCUCUGACUAUCCACACAAUCAAUGCCCCUCAUCAUCUUCUACACCUCUCAGGUCACCUCUCAUCGUCCUCGUGCCUUUAUCCAGCUUCCCCCUACAAGCCACUUGCCUCACCUAUCCUUGAUGGCAAUGAGUUCCAAAUGCUGCCCUCGGUUCAUCCACUCACCCACACAGUCUGCGUUUACUGGCUCGGUAAUAACAAAAAAUCAAGGUUGCGAAGUGGUUUUCAAUGUAUGAGCAAUGAAGUUAAUUAAUAAAAUUUUUGAAUGAGCUUGCUGGCACUCAGGGUUGUGGGAAUGUUUCUCAGCAGACUGAGCUGGAUUGAUGGCAGAGAUUAACUCUCCAGCAUGUGUGAUAACAGUGGGCUUGGGUGGUGGUGUGGGGGGCGGGGGGGAGUUGCAGAGAUUCUUUGUGUCUCCCUGCACGUAAUAACCAGGUCUUUAGAGCAAAGAAACAGGAACGGUCCUGGGGAUUGGGAGUGAAAGCAGAGUUGAUGUGGGAAUCAGAAUCAGAUUUAUUAACACUGACUUAUUUGCGGAAGCAAGAAAAUAAAAAUUACCAUAAAUUACUAAAUAAAUAGUGCAAUAAAAAGAAAUAAUGCUAAAAAAUACUGUACAUUACAAAAUAAGCAGAAGAAUAAUGAAGAGGUUGUGUGUGGAAAUCUGAUGGUAGAGGGGAAGAAGCUGUUCCUGAAUCAUUGAAUGUGGGUCUUCAGGCUCCUGUACCUCCUCCCCAUUGGUAACAGAGAGACACCAAGUUCAGAGAUCACAGUAAAUUUGUUAUCGGUGUGCCUGUGUCACUAUGUACUCCCUUGGGAUUCCUAUAGGAGGGAAAACGGGUUUGUAGGGUCAGUUACUCAAUCCCUGAUUGCUCACACUAUCAGCUUGUACAUCUCUGGGCUGGUCAUCUGCUGAAGAAACAGGAAAGUCUUGUUUCUUCAACUCCACCCCCCCCCCUAUCCUGGGUAAAACUGAAUCCUAAAUCAUCACUGUUUAGUGAAUAAUAUUUUCAGCUCAGCCUUAUAAUAGUUUACACCUCUUGUCCUAAUCACUAAAACCAGCUUUUGACCUUCAGGCAUAGAAGCAGAAUUAGGCCAUUCAGCCCAUCGAGUCUGCUCCACCAUUCCAUCAUGGCUGAAUUAUUAUCCCUCUUAACCCCAUUGCCCUGCCUCCUCCCUGUAACCUUUGACACCCUAACUAAUCAAGAACUUAUUACCCUCCACUUUAAAUAUACUCAGUGACUUGGCUUCCGCAGUUGUCCAUGGCAAUGAAUUCCACAGAUUCACCACCCUCUGGCUAAGGAAAUUCCUCCUCAUCUCUGUUCCAAAGGGACGUCUAGACUCACCCACUAUAGGAAACAUCUCCUCCACAUCCACUCUAUCUAGCCCUUUCAAUAUUUGAUAGGUUUCAGUAAGGUCCUCCCUCAUUUUCCUAAACUCCAGUGAUUAUAGGUCCAGAGCUAUCACACUGCUUCUUGUACAUUAAUCCCUUCAUUCCUGGGAUCAUUCUUAUGUAAGGUCUUUGUUGUUACAAGUUAACCCUGCUCUUACGCAGGAUCAUAUUGCAGUAUUGACACUUGGCUGCACCAAUGAAAGAUCACUGUAAUAAAACAGACCAUAGACCAGACACUCAGCAGAUAUUUUAUUCGGUACAUCCAGUAUGUUUAUUGUCUUCUGCUGCUGUAGCCCAUCCAUUUCAAGGUUCACUGCAUUGUGUGUUCAGAGAUGCUCUUCUGCACACCACUGUUGUAAGGCGUGGUUACUUGAGUUACUGUCACCUUCCUGUCAGCUUGAACCAGUCUGGCCAUUCUCCUCUGACCUCUCUCAUUAACAAGGUGUUUUCACCCUCAGAACUCCCACUCAUUGGAUUUUUUUUUGGUUUUGUUUUGCACCAUUCUCCGUAAACUACACAUCAGAGUGAGAUCAGCAGUUUCUGAGAUACUUAAACCCUCCCGUCUGGCACCAACAAUCAUUCCACUGUCAAAGUCACUUGAAUCAUAUUUCCUCCCUAUUCUGAUGUUUGGUCUGAACAACAACUGAAUCUCUUGACCAUGUCUGCAUGCUUUAUGCACUGAGUUGCUGCCACAUGAUUGGCUGAUUAGAUACUUGCCUUAAUGAGUAGAUAUACAGGUGUACCUAAUAAAGAGGUUACUGAGUGUAGAACUUGUAUUGACCUUUCAACCUACCCUAAGACCAAUCUGACUCUUCCCUCUCACACGGUGCUCUGUUUGAGGGGCUUUCCGUUUCUCAGUGAGGUUUCUAACACGGCGUGAGUAAUUGUCUGACCAGAUGGGAUGCACGGGAAUUGGCGGAAGCGAGGGAAAUAUCGGCGGGCUGCAGGACCAUGGCAGUGGGACGCGGGAGUGGUGUACGGUCGCUAACGGAGCUCUCGGGCACUGGUGGGUAUCACAGCAGGACGUCGGGGAACACGGCGGCGGGAUGCAUCAAAAAUGGCAACGGUGCAUGGAUAAACACGAGACGAGGAAUCUGUUGGCGGGAUGCAUGAAGAGCGGAGCGGUGCAUGGAUUUGGCAGUUUUGCAUGUGGGGAUAGUGGCGGGCUGCGUGGCCAGCGCCGAGCCGCUUCAGUGCGCAUCAGCACGGGGCCCAAGCGGGCCGGCACAGGCGCGGCUCUAACGUGGCCGCUGCUGGGUCUUUGGAAGAAGCCGUCGGUGAUGGUUUUAUCGAGCCGGGUGCGUGGCAAGUAGCAGCGCAUCGGUUCCCAUGGAAACGGCCAUUCAGUCACGUGACACGCAUAAGCCGACUGCCCUGCAGUAACUAAUUUAACUUCCUUGUAUUUGGUAAGACUUUUCUGGGGUCCCUUGUACAAGGAUCUUUUACUGAUGACCACAUGGACUCGGGUUUGGCCAGUCCAUGUGGAUUGUACCCAAACUCUGCGGACAGUGACCUUGUCUGUCUGCCUCUGUUGCUAGCGCUUUGCCUGCGGGGAGCCUCACUGAAAACGGAAGGCUGCGUUAUCGCGGCCGCCCAACACAAAUGGAGCUUGCUUAUACAUCCCCACCUGACUCUAAACUUCCAGUUAAGCACGAGGAAAUGAAAUGGUAGCACAGGAAAAAUUGAAUUUAAAAAAUUGGGCCGUAAACAUUAAAAAUAAAUGAAUAUUGUGCUGGAAGUUCUCAGAUCGCAUCUUUAGAGAGUGAACUAAAGUAAAGUGAAGAGUUUGUGACCCGAGGACUACUUUUUCUUCCCUCAGAAGCGAACUGACUCGAUGGAUAUUUCCAUUUUCUGUUUUUAUUGUUAUUGCAUUAGGUUAUCGAGUCUGAAUCAAUGCUAUAAUAUAGAAAUCUAAAGCACAUUACAGGCCCUUCAGCCCACAAUUUGGUGCCGGCCACGCAACCCACUCUAGAAACUGCUUAGAAUUUCCCUAGCCCUUAGCCCUCUAUUUUUCUAAAUUCCAUGAGGCUAUGUAAGAGUCUCUUAAAAGACCCUGUUGUAUCCGUCUCUACCAUCGUCGCCGGCGGUGCAUUCCACUGCCAUGAUCUGGAGACAUCAGUUAUAGAACAUAAAGUGAAGUAAAUAAUCAGAUCAACCUUGUUCGCCACAUUCAUUUCAAAAAUUUUUAAGGUCAUUCCCAGUACACAAGUGGAAGAAGAACGAAAUAAUCAUUACUGUAGAUGAGAUGCAGCACAAAAAUAAAGAACACAAUAACAAUAAAAUAAGAUAGCUUUUAUUCAUAUACUAAUCCAUAAAAUGACACGAGGCUGUGCAUAAGGUGCCUAACGUGAAAUAAUAAAGUAGUGGGGAAGUUGGUGGGUGGUGGUGUUAGGGAAAGGAACUAUUUUAGAAAUUUGUGUGUUGGCAGGACAUGCAGCAAAAAUUCAACAAUUAUAAGGAAGAAUUAUAUGAAAAAUAAAAUCAGGUUGAAGUGCAGAUAUGAAAUAAGAUGCAUAAAUAUUAAAAAUCCAAACAGCAUUAUAAAAAGUGGUUUCACAUAUCAGGGGUGAUAGAUGGGGGUUAACUAGAAUGGUUGAUCAGGUUAACUGCCUGGGGGAAGAAACUUUGAAGAUGACAGAAGCUUUUCAGGUUUAUCAUUACCAACUUUUAUGAUGUCAUGUUUGUUGUUUUGUGACAGCAGUGCAGGGCAAAGAGAGGGAAUUACUGUAAAUUACAAAGUCAUUAGAUAGAGCAAAUACAAAGGAGUAGUGAGAUGGUGUUCAUGGAUCGUUCAGAAAUCUGAUAACUGAGAGGGAGAAGCUGUCCCUCAAUCACUGAGGGUGGGGCUUCCUGUACCUCCUGCCUGGUAUAAGUAAUGAGAGUGGAACAUGCUCUGGGUGCUGGGGGAUGCUAACUUCUUGAAGCAGCAAAUACAAGAAUCGAAGUAGAGUGUUAAAAGUACAGGCAGCCUCAGGAGCAAUAACCACAAAGAUACUAGAUUUCUGCAUUAAAAUGUCCAAUUCGCUAACGCCCCUCAUUUUGUCUCCAUACCCAGCCUGAUCUAUAUGUAACUGCACAGCUACUGCAGAGAAGUUGGCUCUGGCCUGUCCCUCAGUAAGUGAGGGGGAAAGUAGCAUCAAAGUUCAAAGCAUAUUUAUGAUCAAAGUACUUUAUGUCAGCGUGUACAACCAGUAGAUUCAUUUUCUUGCGGGCAUACUCAGUAAGUACAAGAAACUUGGUAGACCACACACAAGAUGGACAAAUGACCAAUGUGCAAAUGCAUAAAGAAAGAAAAAUAAAUAAUAAUAAAUAAUAAAUAUCAAGAACAUGAGAUGAAGCUAUCUAAGAGUCUCUUAAAUGCCGCUAAUAUAUCUGCCUCUACCACCUCCCCGGCAGGGUAUUUUGCACACGCACUACUCUGUACAAAAAAAACUCAUACCACUGACAUUUCCUCUAUACUUUCCUCCAAUCACCUUAAAAAUAUGCCCCUUUCAUUAGCCAUUCCUACCCUGGGGAAAACUCUCUGGCUGUCCUCUCGAUCUAUGCCUCUUAUCAUCUUGUAUAGCUCUAUUGUCACUUCCCAUUCUCCUUCACUCCAAGAGAAAAUCCCUAGCUCGCUCAACCUGUCCUCAUAAGACACACUCUCUAAUCCAGCCAGCAUCCUGGUAAAUCUCUGCAUUCUCUCUAAAGCUGCCACAUCCUUCUUACAAUGAGGUGACCAGAAUUGAACACAGUGCUCCCAAGUGUAGGAGGAAGGUGUGUAAAAGAUAACAAAGGAUUUGGGGAUGGGUGUGAGGGGGCUGCUGGUAGCAGAAACAUUGAUGUGGGUACAAUGUCCUGUCCCAAUGCUUAAAUCUGGAGUCAACACAGUGCAAAGUAGAGACACUGCAACAGACUCUGCUAGGACAUAGAACAUUACAGCACAGUACAGUACAGGCCCUUCAGCCCACAAAGUUGUGCCAGCAUUUUAACCCACUCCAUGAUCAAUCUAACCCUUCCCUCCCCAUAGACCUCCAUUUUUUUUUACCAUCUAUGUGUCUAUCAGCUUCUUAAAUGGUGCAAGUGUAUCUGCCUCGACCACCAGCCCUUGCAGGGUGUUCCACACACCUAGCACACUCUGUGUAAUAAAAAGAAAAAAAAAACACCUUGGGUCUAACAUGCCCACUAUACAUUCCUCCAAUCACCUUAAAAUGAUGCCCCCUCCUAUAACCCAGCUCUGCCCUGUGCAUAGUUAUUGCACAGCUGAUCAUCAAAUGCACUUUGCUAGGAUGGAUGAAUUAUUGGGAACCCUUCAGAACCGGGAGUGACUGCCAAUAUCCGAACAAUGUAAUCUCCCAUUGACAGUGAAACAGCUUCUAAUGUGCAUUACCUGAUUGCAGAGCCAGUCCAACAGUGCAGUGAGUGAAGCCGUGACUAAGGUCUCCUCUUUAAUCAAAGGAACUAGUACCAGGCUGCUGCUGUAAAGGGGGGAGGGGAUCUCCAUGGCAGUUCGAGGCUGAAUUCAUCCACAUUAAAUUUGUUUUAGGUAUUGAGGGAUUCCUGGAUAACAGUGAGUGCCAGAAAAAGAGCUGAGGUAGAAGGUUAUCAGACACAAAAUGCCAGAGGAACUCAGCAGGUCAGGCAGUUUGGGCCGAGAUCCUUCUCCAGGAAACAACAAGGUUCCUGACGAAGGGUCUUGGCCCAAAAUGUUGAUUAUCUAUUCAUUUCCACAGAUGCUGCCUGCCCUGCUGAGUUCCUCCAGCACUUGGUUUGUGUUGCUUUGGAUUUCCAGUAUUUACAGAAUCUCUUGUGUAAAAGAUUAUCAGAUUCAGAUUCUGAUUCAUCAACAUAUCAAAGUCAAAAGUAAUUUUUUUUAAAUCAAAGUAUGUGUACAUUUGGAGGCCAUUUUAUUUAGGUAGAGGAGUGGAAGCCAGUGUGGUCUUCUGCUGAUGUAGUCCAUCCACCUCAAGGUUCAAUAUGUGUGUUCAGAGAUGGUCUUCUGCACACCGUUGUGGUAACGUGUAGUUAUCUGAAUUACCAUAGCCUUUUGGCAGCUUGAACCAGUCUAGGAAUUCUCUGAUCUCUCUCUUUACAAGGCGUUUCCCCCCACAGAACUGCCACCUUGGAUGUUUUUUUUUUGUUUUCCACACCAUUCUCUGUAAACUCUAGAGACUGUUGUGCAUGAAAAUCCCAGGAGAUCAGCAGUUUCUGAGAUACUCAGACCACCCCAUCUGGCAUCAACAAUCAAAGUAGAUCACAUUUUUUCCACAUUCUGAUGUUUGGUCUGAGCAACAAUUGAACCUCUUGACCAUGGCUGCAUGCUUUUAUGUAUCGAGUUGCUGCCACAUGAUUGGCUGAUUAGAUAUUUGCCUUAACGAGGCAGGUGUAGAAGUGUACCAACUGAAGUGGACACAGAGUGUUGUAAAGAACUGCUGUUAUAAGGGGAGCUCCAUAGUGGCUGAGUUUAUCUGAGUCGGGGUGAGGGAUUUUGAUUUAGGUAUUGAGGAAUUCCAGGAUAGGAGUUAGUGAGGGAAACAGUUUUGAGGUAAAAGAAUAUUAAAUUUGUUUAUUUUUCAAAAUAAAAGUAAAUUUAUUGGCAAAGUACAUAUACAUCACCAUAUUCGAUGCUGAACUUCUACUUUUCAGGACUCUCAGCCCAAAACAUCGACUGUUUACUCUUUUCCACAGAUGCUGCCCUCCAGUGUUUUGUAUAUGUUGCUUUGGAUUUCCAGCAUCUGCAGAUUUUCUCAUAUUUGUGAUUUUUUUAUUGACGAGUUCAGUUUUGUAACUUAUUGUCAUGUCAAUGCCUGCAUCAGCCUCCACAUUGCCCUGUGACCAAUACGGAAGAUACCAGGCACUGGGAAAUCUUCAUGGCAAAACUCUGGGUUUAAUGCCUGUGCCCAGUGGGUAGGAACGAUCAGUCCCGUGGGUGUGCACUAGUGGUCCAGAGAUUUACAGUCACUCAACAUCACUCCUGGUUUCCCAUUUGAGAUGAAACAAUGGACGGUAAUAACUCCAUUUAAUGUCAUUGUUUAAAGCGGUCAGGAAGCUUCUGUUUAACGAUAAAUACUUUGGUGUGAAGGGUUUAUUUAGUUCAGGAGUUUGGUGCCUCAAGGCAUUUUUCAGUUCUUUGUAAAACUGGAAAACAAUGUGUUUACCCAGUAUGAAUAUUUUACAAA